This is a messenger RNA of Melitaea cinxia (Glanville fritillary), 1311 nucleotides long. Its product is annotated as piggyBac transposable element-derived protein 3-like. The coding region runs from base 1 to 1311 and encodes 436 amino acids. The transcript has a single exon. Lineage: Eukaryota; Metazoa; Arthropoda; Insecta; Lepidoptera; Nymphalidae. The record is from RefSeq and is a predicted model, not a curated record.
AUGUCAAUAAUACAAUUACCAUCAACGAGAUGUUAUUGGAAUGAGAACCUGGGGCACCCGAAGAUCAGUACAGUAAUGUCCUGUAAUCGUUUCGAAGAAAUUAAACGCUUUAUUCAUUUUAAUGAUAAUACUUUGCAAAUACCUAAAGGCCAGACAGGACAUAACCCUCUCCAUAAAAUUCAACCGUUUUUGGACCACUUAAGGCAGAGGUUUUUGACAAUUCCCAAAGAAGAAUACAUGGCUGUUGAUGAACAAAUAAUACCAACCAAGAGUCGGUCAUCUAUGCGACAAUACAACCCCAAAAAACCUCACAAAUGGGGCUACAAAAACUUUGUGCUUAGCGGCAGCUCCGGAUUUAGUUACGAUUUCGAAAUUUAUACUGGAGCUCAAGGUUGUGUAGAGUCUGACAGUAAUUUACCGAAAAUUAGUACUUCUAGUGAUGUUGUAGUUCGUCUUUCAAGAACGAUACCUGAAGGAGCUAACUACAAGCUAUUUUUUGAUAACUGGUACACAUCAUUGCCGCUUUUGAUUUACUUAAAUAAGAAGGCGAUUUUACCUUUAGGCACAAUCAAAGCCAACCGUAUUCCGGGCUACAAGGUCCCAGCGGAAAAGGAUUUGAAAAAAUUGGGCAGAGGUGCAACUAUUGAAAAAUUAACCACUGUGGAUAAUACUGAUAUUUCCAUCGUAACCUGGUAUGACAAUAGAGUUGUAAACCUGGCUUCAACGUACGUUGGCAGCAGACCGGCAUCAGAGGUUCGUCGCUUUAAUAAAAAAGAAAAAGCAUACCAAAAUUUACCAUGUCCAAAGGCAGUGAUGACUUAUAACAGGCAUAUGGGUAGCGUGGACUUGUUGGACGCUCUUCUUGGGUACUAUAGGAUCCAAAUUAGGUCCAAGAAAUUUUACCAUCGCAUAUUUUUCCAUAUGAUAGAUAUAGUUACAGUCAAUGCGUGGUUGCUUUAUAGACGUGGGCUGGAUGAAACAGAACCAUAUCUGCCCUUAGCAGAUUUUAAAAUCGCUGUAGCUGAAGGUUUAUGCCAAGUUAAUAAGCCAACAACCAGUGCCAGACGUGGGAGGCCGUCUUAUGAGCUGGAAUAUGCUAUUGAAGCAAAAAAACUAAGAGGGCAUGUUGCUAUUAUGCCCUCUAUGGAUGUAAGGCUAGAUAAAAUAGACCAUUUGCCCAUCUGGACUACUAGACAGCGCUGUAAGGUACCAGAUUGUAGUGGCAGGUCACAUGUCGAGUGCCAAAAAUGUAAAGUCAGCCUAUGUCUUAACGACAAAAGAAAUUGUUUUUUGCGAUUUCAUACAACAUAA